Pelecanus crispus (Dalmatian pelican) is the source of this 1846-nucleotide messenger RNA. NCBI's taxonomy places the organism in Eukaryota, Metazoa, Chordata, Aves, Pelecaniformes, Pelecanidae. The record is from RefSeq and is a predicted model, not a curated record.
AUGCAGAAGCUCCUUCCGUCCCACAAGACGGCCCAUUCAAGUCACAUGCCAGAGGUCUCGGCAGAAUGGGCUGCAGCUGCUUCAAAUCUGCUGUCUAACAUCAGAAGCAGUUGGACAAACUGUGCCGUACUGACUACAGUCGGGCUCCCGGGCGCCGAGGAAGACAGGGAAAAGAUUUGGGAUCCCAGCGCUAUGUUCUCGGAGGAUCUGUGGCUGGAAAAUGAGAAAAACUGUGCCGUUGUUCACAAGUCGAAGCGAGGAAGGAAGCGCCAAGAGCUCCUGGCCAUGGCCCUGGGGGUGAAGGUGGGAGUCAAGGGGGCACUUUUGUGGCAACCUCUGAAACUCUUUGCCUAUUCACAGAUCACCUCCUUGGUCAGAAGAGCAGCCUUAACUCAAAACGACAACCACUUCAACUAUGAAAAAGCACACAACUUUAAGGUCCAUACGUUUCGAGGUCCGCACUGGUGUGAAUACUGCGCCAACUUCAUGUGGGGCCUCAUCGCUCAGGGAGUGAGGUGUUCAGACUGUGGGUUGAACGUACAUAAGCAGUGCUCCAAAUACGUGCCCAACGACUGCCAACCAGACCUCAAGAGGAUAAAGCGAGUCUACUGCUGUGAUCUCACCACACUAGUGAAAGCCCACAAUACCCAGAGGCCGAUGGUUGUGGAUUCAUGCAUUCGAGAGAUUGAAGCAAGAGGUUUAAAGUCCGAGGGCCUCUACAGAGUCUCAGGCUUCACUGAGCACAUUGAAGAUGUGAAAAUGGCCUUUGAUCGAGAUGGUGACAAGGCUGAUAUUUCUGCCAGUAUUUAUCCAGACAUAAACAUCAUUACCGGAGCACUGAAGCUAUACUUCAGAGACCUACCGAUUCCUGUGAUCACCUACGACACCUAUUCCAAGUUCAUAGAGGCAGCAAAAAUCUCCAAUCCUGAUGAACGACUAGAAGCAAUACAUGAAGUGUUGAUGUUACUCCCUGCUGCUCACUACGAGACGCUUAGAUACCUAAUGAUUCAUCUCAAAAAGGUUACCUUGCAUGAAAAGGAGAAUUUUAUGAAUGCUGAAAACCUGGGAAUAGUGUUUGGGCCUACUUUAAUGAGACCUCCAGAGGACAGUACCCUUGCUACACUGAAUGACAUGCGGUACCAGAAGUUAAUUGUGCAGAUUUUAAUAGAAAACGAAGAUGUUCUCUUUUAGACAAAGAGAGGUGUAUCUUCAAAGCCACUUGUUUUAAAAUAGUUAGUUUGAAGGAAAAACAACAUUUCUUUAAAUUUUUUUAAACAUAAAGGAAAAGUUCCUUGACUGCACUUCAAUUUCUGCAAAGUUGCAGACGGAUGCCAAAAUGUUUAGGGAACGCCUAUGUCUCAUAGACAUAUGCCUCUUUGUAGAAGGGAAAAAAAAGGUCAGAAAAAAUCCUCUUACCUUGUAUCUUUUGCCUUGCCUCAGAUGUAUAUUUGUUUUGAGAAGCUGCAAACAGUUUUAUUGUUAACUUAUUAAGAAACACAACAUAUUUUAAUAUGGCUAGAGAAGCAAAAAGGUACUUAAUCAGUGUUUCUUGUAUACGCCUAUACAUUUCCCUCUCCAUGAGACAUAAUUAUAUAUGUCAAUUGUGAAACAGAACCUAUAUUAUAAAGAUAUUUUUGCUUUACCUAGCUGAAAGAAUGGCAUUUUAUUUUAGCAAACUAUAAAUCAAUGCGGUGCAUUGAUUAUUUUCCACGCAAUUCUUUCCUGCAUUUUUGCUAUGAUAUAUUGAAAACAAUUACCACUAAUGCAGUAUUAUCCUGACAUACCUCUUUCAUUGCAAAUGUUUUAAAGGAGAAUUCUUUUCUUGUGUGUAUUCCAGCUUUCCUUA